AUGGGUCCUUCACUGGGCCUUGCCGCAUGGGCAUCACUUCUAACUGUCGUCAGUGCGCAAUUCAAAUGCAGCUUGCCUGCAGGUGAUAUCUGCGCCUACGAGAACGCCACCACCUAUGCGGCAGUCAAUGCGCCCAAUUGUACCACCAGUGGCCUACAAGCCUUCCUGAACAAGCUUCCUGGGCUCGAAGGAACAACACUGAGUGUGCCAUACGCGUUUUACAUCGACAGCAAUGCAACUCUCGACGAGUUCACCGACUAUGUCGGCGCCUCGACAUUUACUACCGAUAUUCCAUCUGGCGCGACUUGGGGUUUGGGAGCGCUUCUUCCCACCCACUUCAACGGCAGUAUCAUGAUGGCAGCCCCCGACUCCGGACUCUCAUGGGGUGUAGCAAGUGCAGGUCUGCGCUACGCCUUCGCCACCUUCGCCUCUAACUCCGGCCACGACGAGCCAGACCACACUCCCGGCUGGGAGACCCCCAACGGUCUACUCGAUUGGAGCCACAGAGCACUGCACCUGUCCACCGUGACCGCCAAAGCCAUUGUCAAAGCCUGGUACGACGUGGAACCCAAAUACAGCUACAUCACCGGCUGCUCCGAUGGAGGUCGCCAAGUCAUGAAGUCUAUCCAGACAUACCCCGAAGACUACGACGGUGCUAUGGCGGGUGCCCCAACCUGGUGGAUGACACACCAGGCAUUCUACGACUACAAGCAGACAACCAUCGGCGGCUCAGCCCGAUCAAACUCCUCCAUCCCGCCCUCACUGUACCCAGUCAUAACGGAUGAGGUCCUCCGCCAAUGCGAUCCCCAAGACAACCUCACCGACUCCAUCAUCUCGAAUCCUCGAGGCUGCUUUUUCAACCCUGAAGCCCUAGCAUGCAGCAGCAACAAAACAUCCAACUGCCUUACCGCACCACAACUGGACACCCUCCACAAGAUAUACAACGACUGGACCACCUUCGACCAAGACCUCAUAUACCCGGGUGCGUGGUUCGGCAGCGAGCCCACCUGGAACACUACCUUCGGCAGCCCGCCCUCCAAGUCAUGGUACAUCGAGAACGUCCUCGGCUUCAAGAACUUCACAGCCCAGGACCUGACAUACGAGAUCAUCGCCGAGGCAGACGCGCGUGACCCCGCCCACGCAAACGCAGACGACUUCGACCUGUCGCCUUUCUUCAACAGAGGCGGAAAGUUCUUCCACUGGCACGGCAUGUCGGACUCCGUCGUCUCACCGGGUUCCAGCGUGUACUACCACCACAAAGCAACGUAUGCUGCGUUGGAGAAGGUUAUCGAUAUCGAUCAACAUUAUCAGCUUUACUUGAUUCCGGGAUUAGAACACUGCACCGGCACCCCCUCCUGCAUGGCCGCUCUAUGGUACCUAGCCGGCCCAUACCAAGCCGGGAACUUCUUCAACUCCACCCCCGCCAAUGUCGUCGACAACUACGUUCAUGACUCUUUCCUCACGCUUAUCAGCUGGGUGGAGGGUGGUCAUGCCCCGUCGUAUAUGGUUACGACGAACUUUGAAGAUAACGCGGAUCCGACUACGCUGCUUCAUAAUCGGAAGAUUUGCCCGUACCCGAAACAGGCGAACUGGACGCAAACUGACGCUGAGGCAGAACAGAUACUCUCUGAUUCGCUGAAACUGUACUAUAUGUAG
Molecule: messenger RNA, 1656 nt
Organism: Aspergillus niger
Lineage: Eukaryota; Fungi; Ascomycota; Eurotiomycetes; Eurotiales; Aspergillaceae
Exons: 6
Coding region: 1-1656 (551 amino acids)
Source: RefSeq, a predicted model, not a curated record